Molecule: messenger RNA, 1992 nt
Organism: Schistosoma mattheei
Lineage: Eukaryota; Metazoa; Platyhelminthes; Trematoda; Strigeidida; Schistosomatidae
Source: the annotation of a GenBank genome assembly
AUGCAGUCGUACGAUAAAUUGACCCCUUUUACAAAAUCAUCAACUACCACAAUACUCAAUUUCAGGAGUGACACGUUACAACAAUCUGUUGAAAGUGAACAAUUAUGUAAUCAGAUCUCUACUGAUAUUGAAUUUACUUCUAAAUUAUCGAAAGAAAUCCAACAAAAGGAUUCAGUAGAGUAUGAUGAUAUAACUAAGCUUCCUUCAUCAUCAUGUGCUACUUUUAUCAGCAGUUCCUUAAUAAUGACAACUAUAGUGACAACGCAACUAACGCCAACUUUGUCAACCAUCAGCAUGACAUCAAAUACAACAAUUACUCCUUCACAAAUGAUUACUACUUCCUCUGCGAUCAGCCCAGAUUGUCGAAUAGUAGCCUUAGAUGCAACCAAAAUUCAUGAUCUUAAUCACAAUGUAAAUGGUUCAGUUUCUUCAACUUCUCUACCAUUUUCACCUUCAAAUGCUGAUAAUAAUAAUAAAUUGGUAUACAAGAACUCAGAUAUUUUACAAAAUGAAAAUAAAGUGGUAUCAGUUGGAAAAUAUGAUGACAAAGGAGCAGCAAAAGAUGUCGUUAAUAAUCAAAUGAAAUCACCGGUCAAUAGCACUUUACUAGUAAAUAAUGAUAUUGAUAAUAGUAGUGAUCAGAGAGAUUCAAUUAAUGCAAAUUAUUCAAAAUUAUUAAGCACAGCUUGUGUUAGUAGUAGUGGUAGUAGUAAUAGUAUUAACGCUAGUAGUACAACAUGUUCUAAAUUGAAAUCAACGAUAACGCCUUUUGAAUUUCCUCCUCCACCUGUAAUUAUCGGUCCUGAUGAUCGACGUAUAUUAACUCAUUAUAUUGAUGGACAUAUUAUUUAUGAAAGUGAUAAACCAUUUCCAGUGAAAAAUGGUAUGAUAGUGGUUGAAACAGCUCUUAUGAAACAGCAACAGUCUUGUGUAGUCAGCUCUACUAAUUCACCACUUAAGACUUUCAUCAUGAAUGGUUAUGAAGACAGAAUAAUGAAUAAUGUCAAAUCACCUACAACUCCAUCUUUCUCAUCAUUGAAAACAACAGCUGUAAAACCUGUUGAUAACUGUGAAUCCGAGGCGUUUAUAGCUACUUCUUCAUCUAAAUUACCUAUUCAAGAUGUUGGUGGCUGUGGUAGUAGUUGGAUUAACCCACUGAAAGUGUCAAAUUCAUCAUCACUGUCUAUUGUAGACAAGUAUACGAAUCACCCAGGAUCAAUUGUUACGUCUAAUUCCCCCUGUAUGUUGUUACAUUAUGAAACUCGACGUCGUAAACCAUCCAGUGAACAACAAUUGUACAACGAUGUUCAUGAUGAAAAUGACUCAUCAAAAACCAAUCAUUAUCAUCAACCUACACAAGGAAUUUUAGCAUCAUAUCCCCAUUCUACUAUAUUGUCUUUAGCUAAUCGUAAUUCGGCUAGUGUGGUUUACACUCAAUCACCAAUUGUAUCAAUUCCUAGUCGAAAUGAUAGACAAUCAUCUUCUGAUAUGAAAGGAGGAAAUGAACCAACUAUUAUGGAUGGUAAAUCAAUUGAAAGUUAUUCACAGCAUUCCUUGAUCUCACAAUAUCAGAACACUGAAUCUUCAAUAUCGCUUAGCAAACCAUUAAAUGAAAUCCAGUCCAGUUCUGGAAUUAUGACUGGAUUAACUUCCACUGCAUUCAAUCAAUCUACAUGUCAACAACGAACACCAAGUAUUGCUCAAGCAAUGUAUGGUAUAUCUCAAACAAUUACACCAUCACCUGGACUAUUAACACCUAAUCCACCACCGAAAGGUCCAAUAUAUAAAUGGACUCCUGAUGAUGUUGUUGCGUUUGUUCGUGGUACACCUGGUUGUGGAGCAUAUGCAUCGGCAUUUUUAAAUAAUGAAAUAGAUGGUGAAGCAUUAUUAUUAUUAGCUGAAGAUCAAUUUAUUCAACCACCGAUUGGUAUGAAAAUAGGACCAGCGCUAAAAUUAGUUGCACGAUUAGAAUCUUUAAAGAAUUGUUGUUAA